Messenger RNA from Carya illinoinensis, 1511 nucleotides. RefSeq names its product mavicyanin-like. Gene Ontology annotation, molecular function: electron transfer activity. The record is from RefSeq and is a predicted model, not a curated record. NCBI's taxonomy places the organism in Eukaryota, Viridiplantae, Streptophyta, Magnoliopsida, Fagales, Juglandaceae. The coding region runs from base 453 to 1049 and encodes 198 amino acids. The transcript has 2 exons. Gene Ontology annotation, cellular component: plasma membrane.
AAAAAAAAAAAGGAAUAAUGCACCUAACGAGACUUCCCCAACUCUCUCCUUCCCAGUUCCCUCCUUCGGUCCAAACUUAUUCUGAACUGCACUCAGGGAUGCUGACCAGCCAACUGGCCCAUGUGCCAUUAUUAGCAACAUGAUUGAUUUAUUUCCCAAUUUUUACCUUCUUUAAGAUUAGCUCAAUCUCCGCAUCUAUCUAGAUUCUAAAGUCUAUAGAUCUUUAUUCUUCACCAUAAAUUUCGUUCACCUUUGGACUUCUUACCUACAUGGGUGUGAACAUCCAUUGUCAACUAGGAAGAGGGGCAAUCGGUAAAUCUUCUUCAAUUCGUCGCCUUUUGCUAAACCAAUCAGUCUGCAGAUCCUCGAGCCAAUAAAAUUCAGCCCUCUAGUGUCCUGACUGAGUCUCUGACUCUCAGAUUUGAGAAAGAGAGGGAGUAAGAAAAGCUAAUAUGGCCGCCAAUCUUAGAACAAGUAAUAUGUAUUAUCACUUCUUGUUGGCUUUCCAGUUCCUUGUUUUGCUGCAAACCAGAGUCUCUUGUUACAAAUACAAGGUUGGAGAUUUAGAUGGUUGGGGAAUACCCACUUCAGCAAAACCACUAGUCUACACACAAUGGUCCAAGUACCAUACCUUCAAGAUUGGAGAUUCUAUCUUGUUUUUAUACCCACCAAGUCAGGAUUCAGUGAUACAAGUAACGGAACAAUCCUACAACAGCUGCAACAUUAAAGAUCCAAUCUUGUACAUGAACAAUGGAAACUCUCUUUUCAACAUCACCAAAUAUAGGGAAUUCUACUUCACCAGUGGAGAGCAGGGCCACUGCGAGAAGAAGCAAAAGCUCCACAUUUCUGUGCUUUCUGGAAAUGGGUCUUCUGCAGAUUCUCCUUCAUAUGGUCCGAGUGCAUUGCCAGAAAUCUCACCCUCUUACCCCACUGUUUUUGGUACGAUCCCACAACCACCUUCUUCUUCUCCUCCUCCAGCAAGCUUUCCGGUAUUCAUGGCAGCCCUUUCUUUAUUUGCUGUAUCUGCACUGGUCGGUGGCAUCAUGUGAGGAACAUCAUUAUUUUGUAGUUUGAACCCAAGUGUGAGAGAUUCUCUUUUGUUCCUCUUGAAAUUGAUAUAUUUUUUUCCCUUUUAUUAUUGGUUCAGAGAUCGGUGAUCUAUUUCCAUAUUGGUUAAUAUGAAGAUUUUGGCAUUUGGUGGUUCUUCCAAACAAGUUAGAAAUGUAUCAAUGAACUGUACAGAGAACAAACCCUCUUUAGCUCUUUUGCAAGAAAAGAUAAGACACCGGGUUCAUCUUUCCAUGUAAAAGAACAAAAAGAAAGAAAUCAAUCUGUACAGGUCCAAGACAACGCCACCCGAUGUUUUCGGGAGUGUACCCUGUUCCAUUAAACUUGUCUUAAGUUAUGUAUUUGCCAGCUGGACGUGGACGUUAUCUCCUGACAGUUCAUCUCUGUGGGUCACAGAAUAUAUGAAUAGGAAAGUAGUUCUACAGGGCAGUCGGCAAUUAUAA